AAUACUCUGAAAAUAACGCGUUUAUAUUUAAACCAGGUUACUCAAUGUUUAUUAUCGAAGGAACUUUAAAUAUAGAGUGCAUGAAUGUGAUGAUUGCGAAUUAUUCAAAUAAGAACAGAAAUAUUGGAGUUGUGUUUAGAAGACGAAAAAGAACAAAAUGAAGGUUUCAGUAAAUGCAUCUAACGAAGAUAAACAUGAUCUUGACGUUAACCAUUUAAUUUACGUCAAACAUAAGUUAUACAGCGGAUCAGAUGAUGGAAAAAUAAAAGUCUGGACACCAGAUUUGAAGCUUUUGACGGAAGUGCAAGCUCACCCUUGUUCAGUUUACUGUUUAACAGCUAGUGAGGAUACUCUGUACUCCAGUUCGAAUGAUGGCACUGUGAAAACAUGGACUCUUGAUGAUCUGAAAGAAAAGAAAACACUUCUCAACCAACCAAAUUUCGAAUUUUGGAGAGUUGCUUGGAGUGAUGGGUAUUUGUAUGUUGGAGAUGACCAAGGGAAUAUUCGAGUAUAUAAUAACGAAGUUUAUUAUGGAAUCAUGAACAUUGCUGAGCCUGUUAAAGAUAUGGCUGUUGAUGGACACAUCUUGUUCACAGCAAAUCUGGAUAUUAUUAUCACAGAUGUCAAAUUGAAAGGGAAAAACCUUCAAUGUAUCAAUCGUAUCAACAUUUAUGGUAAGGCCCCACUCACAUUAGCUGGAAAUACAUUAUGUUUCACGAAUAGAGAAGGAAGAGACAUAAUUGUUCAUGAAAAAGCCGAUGAGAAGAAUUGGAAAGAAUUGACACAAAUGAAAGGCGCUCAUGAGCUCAUUAUAAAUUCUCUAGCUGGAGCUGCUUGCAACGGUAAAGUCGAUCUCUUCAGUGGAGGAUGGGAUAAAAACGUCAAAAGAUGGUCAAUUGAGGGCAAUAAGAUUGAGUAUAAGGGUUCAUGCGAUCUGGGCUUUACUGUAAAUACUCUCAUUCUAGGCGAAAACGACACUGUUUAUGCAGCUGGCGAAAAUGGAUAUAUUUGUCGAAUAGAUGGAAAAUAAUUAUUGAACAUUAUGUCUCUUACUCACAUUAUUUUAUUAUACUAUUUUUCUCAUUUCAACUUAAUGAUUCAAUUCGUUUAAGUUUAGAAAUUUUUCUCUUUCGAUAAAAUAUAUACAUGUUUAAGGUUA
This is a messenger RNA of Harmonia axyridis, 1159 nucleotides long. RefSeq names its product myosin heavy chain kinase B. Gene Ontology annotation, molecular function: protein binding. The record is from RefSeq and is a predicted model, not a curated record. The transcript is spliced from 6 exons. The coding region runs from base 158 to 1030 and encodes 290 amino acids. Lineage: Eukaryota; Metazoa; Arthropoda; Insecta; Coleoptera; Coccinellidae.